Messenger RNA from Aspergillus novofumigatus IBT 16806, 3750 nucleotides. Its product is annotated as E3 ubiquitin-protein ligase SSM4. The transcript has a single exon. Gene Ontology annotation, molecular function: zinc ion binding. NCBI's taxonomy places the organism in Eukaryota, Fungi, Ascomycota, Eurotiomycetes, Eurotiales, Aspergillaceae. The record is from RefSeq and is a predicted model, not a curated record. Gene Ontology annotation, cellular component: endoplasmic reticulum membrane. The coding region runs from base 323 to 3646 and encodes 1107 amino acids.
CUGUCUGGGUGGAAAAUAGAUGCAGAAUAUCGCUUAGUGUGUAAGCCCCAAGAGCGUCUUACUUACAACCUUGGCUCCUUUCGAAAGCGAACCAGCACAACAAAGAAGCUGCAGGAACCUGGCUCAUAUUCCAUGGUGACUACUUUAUGCUCCUCCUUUCUUCUUUGACUUGGGACAAGGUACUCUCCAUACAUUGUCGAUCUCUGGGCUCAACGGUCAUUCACCAGAAUCGUGGAUUCACCAAUAAUCCCUCUUAUCAUGACAAAUUGCGACCCAUCCUAAGAAUCGUCGAAUAGACGCCGGAAACAACACUGUUCAAAGUAUGGAUUUUGCGCAGGAGCAACCCCGCCAAUAUGCGGGCCACACGACUUUCCCAGACCUGAUGAACGAUUCUGCUUUUGCGACGAACAACAAGGGGAAGGAAAGAGAUUUCGAGGAACCGGAUACAUGUCGGAUUUGUCGCGGUGAAGGAACGCUGGAGGAGCCACUGUUCUACCCUUGCAAAUGUAGCGGCAGCAUCAAGUUUGUUCAUCAGCCUUGCCUGGUAGAAUGGCUGUCGCAUUCUCAGAAGAAGCACUGCGAGCUUUGCAAGACGCCUUUCCGAUUUACGAAGCUAUACGACCCGAACAUGCCUCGAAACCUCCCCGCGCCUUUGUUCUUGAAACAGCUAUUUAUCCAUAGCUUCCGCACUGUUGUUACAUGGUUACGAUUCAUCCUGGUUGCGUUUGUCUGGCUCGGGUGGCUUCCAUGGUCUAUGAGGGCAAUUUGGAGAGCACUGUUCUGGCUUGCGGAUGGCCACUGGUCCGGCGGUGACGCCUCUCAACAGCUUCAAGCUAGGCAAUCUGCUGGGAACGGAACUGCUUCCCUUGCAGCCGGAGUGACUACCUCAAACUUGCAGACUCCGAGUGCUGUUUUGUCCAAUGCGACGAAUUCAUCAUCAUUUUACUCGCCAAUGUCAUCGAUGUUCACUUUCCCCUCUGGUGACCCGCUCCUGCUUACCGUCGCUAAGAAGGUGAUGUCCGCGCUGUUCUUUUCAGCCAUACCAUCGGGAAGUGGUUCGUCGACCUCGCGGCCGUUGAAUGUGACUACGGGACUGUAUAAGCACCGCCACCCCUCGUGGCUUUCGGACGUGAAGUUGCUCAACUCCUUGACCCCAUCGCCCACCAUCAAUAAUAUUAUCAUCGACACGUUGGAAGGGCAGCUUAUCACGCUGCUCGUCGUCGUUUCGUUUAUACUCGUCUUUUUGAUCCGAGAAUGGGUUGUUCAACAGCAGCCAAUGGCCAACAUUGCUGAUGGUGAACGUGAAGCAGCAGUGCAGUUGAUAGCGAAUAACCGUCCAAAUAGGAAUGACGACCGCCCAAGGCCGGAGCCCCGGGCUCAUGUGCACCGUGCGGAUGUGUUAGGGGACGAGGGAGAGCAUACGACAGAACACGGCACCGAUCAUGAUGACGUUGGUUUACACGAUAUUCAUUUUCUCCGGCCAACUCGCAGGCGUUCUCUUCAAAGCGGCGAAAGCGCUGAUCUGCCAGCGGUCGAGCCUGUGGAAAGGGCUGGUCCCGCAACAUUUUCAGAAAAUGGUAGUGAUAGCGACAAUGAAGCGAAUGCCGGCCAUUCGGCGAGAAGAUCGCCUACUCGAGUUAACCAGGGAGGUUGGGCUGGCGUUGAGACUUUCAGAGACCUCUGGUCCCGCGGCAAUGGUGACCCUGAGCAGAUUCUAAGAAUCAUUAGAGAAGAUGGUCGGGAAGAGGAGCUUGGUUGGGUAGUCACAGCCAUGACAAGGCUUCAACAAAAUGACACCCCUCGAUUCUCUGAAGCUCGCUCCAGCUCCAGCACGCAAUGGGAUGACCUCGGGACCCCAGCAUUUCGAAGCCGUGCUUCUUCCGUAGAGUCUUCUCAUGCCGCUGAAAUCCCAGACUUAGCGCCCACGUAUCGGGCCUGGGAUACCGCAGACAUGUCCAACUCAACUUUUGAGGCAGACUCGAGUACACAUCCUCAUGAAUUCACCUUUGGCUUCCCUGAAUUGGGGCCCGGGUCAGAAAUCAAUACAGGAAGUAAUUGGGAGGGACAGUUGAACGACACAAACAACGGUGAUGAGGCCUCCAGCAACCCACCACCCGUGAGCCCACAAGACUUGCCGACCGCGGGUCAUACAAAUGAUGAAACGGCACCUCCUGACGCUCAAGUUGACCCUCCUGCCGCCGUACCUCCUAGGAGCUUCGCUGCCAAAGCUUUUGAAUGGUUUUGGGCUGAUCUGAUGCCACGUGAGCAGGAUCAGGAGGGCGCGCCGCGAGAUGACGAGGCAGUGGUGGAAGAUCUUGCGGCAGAAGCACCAUUUGUACCAAUCCGUAACAACAGACGUCCUGCCAAUGAUGUGCAGCGAAAUCAGGGCAUUGGUGCGGAUGCAGGAGUUGACCCUAACGACCUGGAUGCUGUUGAAGAAGGUGAUGAUCUAGAAGGAAUUCUCGAACUUAUCGGCAUGCAGGGCCCUAUAUUUGGCUUGCUUCAGAACGGAGUGUUCAGCGCUCUUUUGAUUUCAUUUACAGUGGCUAUUGGGGUCUGGCUUCCCUAUUUGUGGGGAAAGAUCGCACUCGUCCUCCUCGCAAACCCCAUUCAACUCAUCUUCGGUGUACCUGUGACUGCAGUAUCGGUUAUCGCAGAUAUCACACUUGACACUCUUAUUGGCAGUCUGGGCUAUCUCAUGUAUGCGGUCAGCCUUGUCUGCAAAGUGCUACUUGGCCCCUUGAGCGCCUUUGUCCCGCUAGGCGAUUGGAUUCCCCAAACGAAGUCCAUCACGAGUGCAUCGUUGUCGCUUAUCGAUGCAAGCAGUCACCGGUUGAAGAACGUGGUCAGCGCGUUCUUUGUUUUCCACGAAUCUGACGUUCCAGUGUUCUCUGUUCUGUCUCAUCAGGCGCUCAGGAUCCAUCAAGCGCGCAUCUCUGGUCUUUGUCAGUCGAUUGUUACUUUCAUCAAAUUCAUAGUGCACGAUUUGCCCCUCCAAAUCACUACAAAUGGACUCCUAGGUGCUUUAUCCUUUGAUCGUCAAAGCAUCGACUUGAGCAGUCUUUUGGCCCAGGCUCGACAGCAGGUGUACAGCUUUGCUGAACGCCCUUUCUUCCCAGGGAAAGGCGCGGGGUGGUUCGAUGCCACGGUGACAGGGGCGACCUCCACCGGUUUGGCCAUUGAUCCCGAAUUGGCGGUUUGGGAUACCAAAGACCGUAUUAUUGCCAUUGUUAUGGGUUAUGUGCUUGCAUCGAUUUUGGGACUCCUCUACCUUCGUAUUACUAGUCUGUUCACAGGGGAAAGUCGUGGACAGAGGGUCGAGGGCCUCGUCGCGGAUGUACUCCACCAAGCUGGUGGAGUGAUGAAAGUCAUUUUGAUCAUUGGAAUUGAAAUGAUUGUCUUUCCACUGUACUGUGGUACCCUGCUUGACGUCGCCUUGCUCCCUCUCUUUGAGAACGCUACGAUCGCCUCCCGACUGGGAUUUACCUCCUCCUCUCCACUUACAUCACUCUUUGUGCACUGGUUCAUAGGCACUUGUUAUAUGUUCCAUUUUGCUCUAUUUGUUUCGAUGUGUCGAAAAAUCAUGAGGAGUGGUGUUCUCUGUAAGUGCUCUAAACUAAGCCCUGUUCGAACAUUCGUUCGCUAACUAUGACUGACAGACUUCAUCCGCGACCCCGAUGACCCGACUUUCCAUCCCGUGCGAGAUGUACUUGAACGCAACAUCACCACUCAGCUGCGCAAGAUAGCCUU